ACUUUUUGUUUUUAAAACAGCAGCGCUGCUCUCAGGGAUGACUCUGUGAGACUGGGAGGAUCAUAGCUGGGGGAGGCCCCAGUGAGGUUGAGCGUGGGAGCGGAGCUGCCAGUCCUGCCUGAAAACGCGAAAUGAGUCUCGCUUGGUUCUCCCUCCACUGGGCAUGAGAGCCCCUGCCCAGGAGACAAAUGGCCCCAUAGUGGAAACUGGGAAGCUUUUAAGCAUCUGAUCAGAGCGGGAGCCAGCUGGGGGACCACAGUGCUGGACAGGCCAACCAACUCAAACUUGAAGACAUGAAACCCCCAAGGAGAACCACUUUGUGCCUCAUGUUUGUUGUGAUUUAUUCUUCCAAAGCUGCACUGAACUGGAAUUUCGAGUCUACUAUUCAUCCUUUGAGUCUUCAUGAACGUGAACCAGCUGGUGAAGAGGCACUGAGGCAAAAACGAGCCGUUGCCACAAAAAGUCCUACGGCCGAAGAAUACACUGUCAAUAUUGAGAUCAAUUUUGAAAAUGCAUCCUUCCUGGAUCCUAUCAAAGCCUACUUGAACAGCCUCAGUUUUCCAAUUCAUGGGAAUAACACUGACCAAAUUACCGACAUUUUGAGCAUAAAUGUGACAACAGUCUGCAGACCUGCUGGAAAUGAAAUCUGGUGCUCCUGUGAGACAGGCUAUGGGUGGCCUCGGGAAAGGUGUCUUCACAAUCUCACUUGUCAAGAGCAUGACGUCUUCCUCCCAGGGCACCACUGCAGUUGCCUUAAAGAACUGCCUCCCAAGGGACCUUUUUGCCUGCUUCAGGAAGAUGUUACCCUGAACAUGAGAGUCAGACUAAAUGUAGGCUUUCAAGAAGACCUCAUGAACACUUCCUCUGCCCUCUAUAGGUCCUACAAGACUGACUUGGAAACAGCGUUCCGGAAGGGUUACGGAAUUUUACCAGGCUUCAAGGGCGUGACUGUGACAGGGUUCAAGUCUGGAAGUGUGGUUGUGACAUAUGAAGUCAAGACUACACCACCAUCACUUGAGUUAAUACAUAAAGCCAACGAACAAGUUGUACAGAGCCUCAAUCAGACCUACAAAAUGGACUACAACUCCUUUCAAGCAGUUGCCAGCAAUGAAAGCAAUUUCUCUGUCACACCAGAAAUCAUCUUAGAAGGGGACACAGUCAGUCUGGUGUGUGAAAAGGAAGUUUUGUCCUCCAACGUGUCUUGGCGCUAUGAAGAACAGCAGUUGGAAAUCCAGAACAGCAGCAGAUUCUCAAUUUACACCGCCGUGUUCAACAACAUGACUUCGGUGUCCAAGCUCACCAUCCACAACAUCACCCCAGGUGAUGCAGGUGAAUAUGUUUGCAAACUGAUAUUAGACAUUUUUGAAUAUGAGUGCAAGAAGAAAAUAGAUGUUAUGCCCAUCCAAAUUUUGGCAAAUGAAGAAAUGAAGGUGAUGUGCGACAACAAUCCUGUAUCUUUGAACUGCUGCAGUCAGAGUAAUGUUAAUUGGAGCAAAGUAGAAUGGAAGCAGGAAGGAAAAAUAAGUAUUCCAGGAACCGCUGAGACAGACAUAGAUUCUAGCUGCAGCAGAUACACCCUCAAGGCUGAUGGAACCCAGUGCCCAAGCGGGUCGUCUGGAACAACAGUUGUCUACACUUGCGAGUUCAUCAGUGCCUACGGAGCCAGAGGCAGUGCAAACACAAAAGUGACAUUCAUCUCUGUGGCCAAUCUAACAAUAACCCCGGACCCAAUUUCUGUUUCUGAGGGACAAAACUUUUCUAUAAAAUGCAUCAGUGAUGUGAGUAACUAUGAUGAGGUUUAUUGGAACACUUCUGCUGGAAUUAAAAUAUACCAAAGAUUUUAUACCACGAGGAGGUAUCCUGAUGGAGCAGAAUCAGUACUGACAGUCAAGACCUCGACCUGGGAGUGGAAUGGAACCUAUCACUGCAUAUUUAGAUAUAAGAAUUCAUACAGUAUUGCAACCAAAGAUGUCAUUGUUCACCCGCUGCCUCUAAAGCUGAACAUCAUGGUUGAUCCUUUGGAAGCUACUGUUUCAUGCAGUGGUUCCCAUCACAUCAAGUGCUGCAUAGAGGAGGAUGGAGACUACAAAGUUACUUUCCAUAUGGAUUCCUUGUCCCUUCCUGCUGCAAAAGAAGUUAACGAAAAACAAACGUGCUACAAACACAAUUUCAAUGCAAACUCAGUUUCCUGGUGUUCAAAAACUGUUGAUGUGUAUUGUCACUUUACCAAUGCUGCUAAUAAUUCAGUCUGGAGCCCAUCUAUGAAGCUGAAUCUGGUUCCUGGGGAAAACAUCACAUGCCAAGAUCCCGUAAUAGGUGUCGGAGAGCCCGGGAAAGUCAUCCAGAAGCUAUGCCGGUUCUCGAACGUUCCCAGCAGCCCUGACGGUCCCCUUGGCGGGAUCAUCACUUACAAAUGUGUAGGCUCCCAGUGGGAGGAGAAGAGAAAUGACUGCAUCUCUGCCCCAAUAAACAGUCUGCUCCAGAUGGCUAAGGCUUUGAUCAAGAGUCCCUCUCAGGAUGAGAUGCUCCCUACAUACCUGAAAGAUCUUUCUAUUAGCAUAGACAAAGUGGAACAUGAAAUCAGCUCUUCUCCUGGGAGUCUGGGAGCCAUUAUUAGCAUCCUUGAUCUGCUCUCAACAGUUCCAACCCAAGUAAAUUCAGAAAUGAUGAUGCACGUGCUCUCUACGGUUAAUGUCAUCCUUGGCAAGCCCGUCUUGAACACCUGGAAGGUUUUACAACAGCAAUGGACCAAUCAGAGUUCACAGCUACUACAUUCAGUGGAAAGAUUUUCCCAAGCAUUACAGUCAGGAGAUAGCCCUCCUUUGUCCUUUUCCCGAACUAAUGUGCAGAUGAGCAGCAUGGUAAUCAAGGCCAGCCACCCAAAAACCUAUCAACAGAGGUUUGUCUUCCCAUACUUUGACCUCUGGGGCGAUGUGGUCAUUGACAAGAGCUAUCUAGAAAACUUGCAGUCGGAUUCGUCUAUUGUCACCAUGGCUUUCCCAACUCUCCAAGCCAUCCUUGCCCAGGAUAUCCAGGAAAAUAACUUUGCAGAGAGCUUAGUAAUGACAACCAUUGUCAGCCACAAUAUGACUAUGCCAUUCAGAAUUUCAAUGACUUUUAAGAACAACAGCCCUUCAGGCGGCGAAACAAAGUGUGUCUUCUGGAACUUCAGGCUUGCCAACAACACAGGGGGGUGGGACAGCAGUGGGUGCUAUGUUGAAGAAGGUGAUGGGGACAAUGUCACCUGUAUCUGUGACCACCUAACAUCAUUCUCCAUCCUCAUGUCCCCUGACUCCCCAGAUCCUAGUUCUCUCCUGGGAAUACUUUUGGAUAUUAUUUCUUAUGUUGGGGUGGGCUUUUCUAUCUUGAGCUUGGCGGCCUGUCUAGUUGUGGAAGCUGUGGUAUGGAAAUCGGUGACCAAGAACCGGACUUCCUAUAUGCGCCACACCUGCAUAGUGAAUAUCGCUGCCUCCCUUCUGGUCGCCAACACGUGGUUCAUUGUGGUCGCUGCCAUCCAGGACAAUCGCUACAUACUCUGCAAGACAGCCUGUGUGGCUGCCACCUUCUUCAUCCACUUCUUCUACCUCAGCGUCUUCUUCUGGAUGCUGACACUGGGCCUCAUGCUGUUCUAUCGCCUGGUUUUCAUUCUGCACGAAACAAGCAGGUCCACUCAGAAAGCCAUUGCCUUCUGUCUUGGCUAUGGCUGCCCACUUGCCAUCUCGGUCAUCACGCUGGGAGCCACCCAGCCCCGGGAAGUCUAUACGAGGAAGAAUGUCUGUUGGCUCAACUGGGAGGACACCAAGGCCCUGCUGGCUUUCGCCAUCCCAGCACUGAUCAUUGUGGUGGUGAACAUAACCAUCACUAUUGUGGUCAUCACCAAGAUCCUGAGGCCUUCCAUUGGAGACAAGCCAUGCAAGCAGGAGAAGAGCAGCCUGUUUCAGAUCAGCAAGAGCAUUGGGGUCCUCACGCCACUCUUGGGCCUCACUUGGGGUUUUGGUCUCACCACUGUGUUCCCAGGGACCAACCUUGUGUUCCAUAUCAUAUUUGCCAUCCUCAAUGUCUUCCAGGGAUUAUUCAUUUUACUCUUUGGAUGCCUCUGGGAUCUGAAGGUACAGGAAGCUUUGCUGAAUAAGUUUUCAUUGUCGAGAUGGUCUUCACAGCACUCAAAGUCGACAUCCCUGGGUUCAUCCACACCUGUGUUUUCUAUGAGUUCUCCAAUAUCAAGGAGAUUUAACAAUUUGUUUGGUAAAACAGCAGCCCCUAAGAUCCCCCCAGGCCAUGACGGAAACCUUGUUAGCGGUGGCAGUUCAGCAAUCUGAUGGAACGUAUAAUGUUUCCACCCCAGAAGCAACCAGCUCAUCCCUGGAAAACUCAUCCAGUGCUUCUUCGUUGCUCAACUAAGAACAGGAUAAUCCAACCUACGUGACCUCCCGGGUACAGUGGUUGUGCCUUUAAAAAGAGAUCCUUGCAAAGCAAUGGGGAACGUGUUCUCUGGGCAGGUUUCUGGGAGCAGAUGCCAAAAAGACUUUUUCAUAGAGAAGAGGCUUUCUUUUGUAAAGACAGACUAAAAAUAAUUGUUAUGUUUAUGUUUGUUCCCUCCCCCUCCCCCUUGUGUGAUACCACAUGUGUAUAGUAUUUAAGUGAAACUCAAGCUCCCAAGGCCCAACUUCUCUGUCUAUAUUGUAAUAUAGAAUUUCGAAGAGACAUUUUCACUUUUUACACGUUGGGCACAAAGAUAAGCUUUGAUUAAAGUAGUAAGUAAAAGGCUACCUAGGAAAUACUUCAGUGAAUUCUAAGAAGGAAGGAAGGAAGAAAGGAAGGAAAGAAGAGAGGGAAACAGGGAGAAAGGGAAAAAGAAGAAAAAGAGAAAGAUGAAAAUAGGAACAAACAAAGACAAACAACAUUAAGGGCCACAUUGUAAGAUUUCCAUGUUAAUGAUCUAAUAUAAUCACUCAGAUAGUGCAACAUUGAGAAUUUUUUUUUAAUGGCUCAAAAAUGGAAACUGAAAGUAAGUCAGGGGAACUAAUACUUUGGGCAGUAUCUUCCUGAUGUCUUCUUAGCUAAGAGGAGGAAAAAAAGGCUGAAAAAAUAGGGAGGAAAUUCCUUCAUCAGAAUGACUUCAAGUGGAUAACAAUAUUUAUAAGAAAUGAAUGGAAGGAAAUAUGAUUCUCCUGAGGCUAACUUUGUGUGUUAAGGUUUGAACUAAGUGAAUGUAUCUGCAGAGGAAGUAUUAUAAAGAUAUGUCAUUAGAUCCAAGUGCUGAUUAAAUUUUUAGUUUAUCAGAAAAGCCUUAUAUUUUAUUUUGUUCCACAUUCUGAAAGCAAAAAAUAUACAUUUUAUAUACCCUUCAAUUGCCAAAUUUGAUAUAUUGCACUCAAGACAGACCCUGUCAUAUAUUUAAUGGCUUCAAGCAGGUACUUCUCUGUGCAUUAUAGAAUAGAUUUUAAUAAUCUUACAGCAUUGUAUAUUAUUAUUGCUGUUGUCACUGUUACUGUUAUUGUGGAUAAUGGCCCUUGGUGUGUUGCAUAGCUCCCUAUGUAUUCUCUGUUUCCAUCUUUAAGUUCCCAGACCAAUAUACAUUAAGAGUUUUGCAUGGUCUAAGUUGUAUUUAUUCCAACCACUUGGAAAGCUCCUGGAAAGAAAUUUUACAUUCGGUUGUUGUGUGCUCCUAAUGAUACUUGAUCUUGUUGAACAAAUGGCAGAGCCUUUCCCAAGGAUUUGAUUGUUUGUGAAUUAUCUGCAUGUGUGCUUUUUUUUGGUGUGUAUUUCAUUAAAAAAUAUAAAUAUUUAUGAAAAUUGCA
Molecule: messenger RNA, 5801 nt
Organism: Nomascus leucogenys (northern white-cheeked gibbon)
Lineage: Eukaryota; Metazoa; Chordata; Mammalia; Primates; Hylobatidae
Gene: ADGRF5
Product: adhesion G protein-coupled receptor F5
Exons: 22
Coding region: 294-4319 (1341 amino acids)
Biological process (GO): cell surface receptor signaling pathway; G protein-coupled receptor signaling pathway
Cellular component (GO): membrane
Molecular function (GO): G protein-coupled receptor activity
Source: RefSeq, a predicted model, not a curated record